UUGAGAGGAGGUGGCCCUAGACUUCCCGGGACUAACCGGCGACCAACGGUUGCCCGGUCUACACGUGCGAUCGGGCGAGCAAAAGGGAAAGGAUUUGGCGUGUGGUGUUUUAUUCCUUGCAAGGGAGGGCUACCUAUCUAUGCGUUUGUUUUUCUCAUCGUUCUGCAAUUAAUCUUCCUGUGCGCAAGGCCCGAAAGCGUUUCAGAAGAAGAGAGUCUUGUGUGUAAGUAGAAGCCAUGAGGAUCCGAAAGCGUUCCAUUGCUGCGUUAUCCUUGUCCUUGUCGCCCACUUCUAUGGAGAAGCGCCCUGACGUCUCAUGUUCGAGUCGCGAGGAGGAGCAGAUGAUCAAGGAAAAGCAGUUUCUUUUCCCUCUCUUGGCGGCGGCCAUGGACGUCCAGGCCCAUGCCCAGUUUGGGGAACAAGAAGGUCAUGCAAAAAUUGCUCAGAUUCAGUCUCGCCCGCUGCACAAAUGGAAGAAUGCACUGAUUCGAUGCACCACAGAAACCCAGGUUCUCCAGGAAAGCGGGGAAGGCGAUAACUCGUCAUACGUAUGGGAUGGGAUUGUGAGUGAUAGGAAAACUGGAGGGGAUAAAUUCAGACUAAUCACAAGCGAAGGUGGGUGUGAGAAGGAUUUCGAUGUGGGUGUGGGUGCUGCCAUGAAGAAGCAAAGAAGCAAGUCGAACUGCACCAAAAAAACUUUUCCUAAGAUGAAGGGAAACGAGGUGAAAGCUGAUGAUGAUGAAGAUAAUAAGAAUGUGCACGCAGGAUCUCAGUGCAGGAGGAGGAAUGGAAGGGGCUGGCGGUGCUCUGAAAGGACUCUUGUGGGAUAUUAUUUGUGCGAGCAUCAUCUGGGAAAGGGCAGAUUGAAGAGUAUUAACAAUAGCGCAGUUUCAGUUGUAGGGAAUGGUAAGGGUACCAAAUUCAAAGAUUUGCAUCUUAUACACGCUGCUACUUCUGCUUUGUAAAUUUGGAUUUCUCCUCCACUGGGAUUACUGACUUAUCGUUCAAACCGCUCUUUAAGCUGUGAAUAAGUUGUGUGUUUUUAGUUGUGUACAAUGCUCCAUCUACUUCUCACAUGCAUGGUUACAUCUACGCUGCCCGUGAUACUUUGCAUGUUUUUUUAUUUGUUGUUAACUGCUGUUAGACCCUGAGCAAUUUUCUGUCCAAUGUUUGGACAAAUUCUUUUUUACUUUGUUAAA
Messenger RNA from Cryptomeria japonica (Japanese cedar), 1199 nucleotides. RefSeq lists its product as uncharacterized. NCBI's taxonomy places the organism in Eukaryota, Viridiplantae, Streptophyta, Pinopsida, Cupressales, Cupressaceae. The record is from RefSeq and is a predicted model, not a curated record. The transcript is spliced from 4 exons. Bases 237 to 965 code for a protein of 242 amino acids.